AUGGAUCCCCGCCGGACGGGAAGCGGGGCAGCGCCGGGGCAAAACCCCUCCAGCGGCUUCCAGGGCUGCGCGUCUGCGCGGCGGGACGCGGCCGCGGAUGGAGCUUUAACGUUUCAUUUUGAAUGGGAUUUAGAAGAAGAACGUCAAGCACUGAAAGAACAUCAAAAAAUGUGUCGGAGUAGGGCACAGAGAUAUUUGAUAGAGACAAACAGAAGAAGAAGGGCUUUUGAAGAAAAACGUAAGCAAGAAGAAGAAAAAGAAGAAAGACUUAGAAAACAAAUUCUGCAUCAGAGGAAAAUUAAACUUCAGGAAGCAACUGAUAAGUUCCAACGUGCUCAUCUGCCUUUUUUUCACCACAAGCAAAUAGCUCUCAUACCUCUAGUCCAGACAAAAACAGCUUUUCAGUUGGAAGAAGCUCUAGAACAAAUUAAAGGACCAGUUUUAACACCAGGACUGUGUUUGUCCAGCAGAAACAAAAACAGCUUCAGAACCACAGAUGACACUUCAACCUCCUCAGCAUCUAGAAAUGGUUCUUUCCAGCAGAAGCAGAUUUCAGCAGUGGUUGGCUGGGAUAAAACAAUACAAGAGAGCAGUAGAACAAACAUGGAUAGUAACCAACUUCUCUUCCAGAAAAAUCUGAACGAAAUGCAACAACUCCUUGAAAAACAGCAUCUCAGCAACUUGGAGAAUUUUCAUCAAGAAGUCAAGAAAGCAGAAGAUUCAGAAAGCUUGUCAAGCCUUGACAGUCUUGAGGCUGGAGAACAAAGUGGAAAUUACACAACACCAAAUGAGUCACCUUUGACUGCCCAGUGUGACUGUGCCCUGUACAGUCCAGAAAAAUUACAGACUAGGAAUAAUGUCUUGCUUUUUACAGCUCAAAGUGCUUCUAAAAAUAUCCAUCUAAAUAAUUGUCUGAGAAACACAGAUUCACAAAACAACCACAACUUACCUAUUCAUGAUCUUUUAGCUAAACAUAAUGUUCUAACUCCUGCUGAACAUGUAAACAACACAGAAGAGGAAUCAUCUGCUUCCUGUAGCUCUGGAAAGAAAAUUGCAGAGUUCUUUACCUCUGGUGAGCAAGCAAGUUCUGUCAUAAAUGCAUUCAGUUUUCUGCAAAAUAUAAAAGAAGAAAGAAGCAAGUCAUCUUCUGCAACAUCUAGCACAUUAGCCACUGGUCACCCUGUUUUCAAUCCUUGCAAAACCUUGGCCAGUUCUGACUCUGUUCCAGGAGAAAGAGUUCAGGAUCUGAUGCAAGAUCAGAGUUUUAAAAUGACCCCAGUAAAAAGAACUGCAUGUGAGCAAACCCCCAGUCAACCUAUUGCAACAUCUAUCAUCUUAUUUCCUAAUCAGGGAUGUUCCAUUGGCAUUCCCAACACAGCUGAUACAUUACCAAAGGACAAAAACAGCAGUGUGGAGUUUUUAAAAAAUAUCCCAGAAAAAAUGACUGAAACAAAAAAAGAAAAUAUUAAAUGUAUUGAUAACAUUGAUCUAGGAUCAUCUGUAUUUCAGGGCUUACCAAAUGCCUCAGUUCUCUACAAUGUUAAGCAACAGAAUAACAAAGAGGAAGAAAAGGGAAAUACAGUAGAGACUAAGUCACUGAUGUCUGAUGUGGAGUUAGAUUCUGGCACUCCUGCACAGUACAAAACUCUGAAAAACAAUAUUAUUGAAAGAAAAAGAGCAGGUUUAUUCAGAAGUAUCCUAAAAAAGGAAUCAAAAUGUGAAGCAAAUAAUUUCAGAGCUGUGGUUACGAAACAUGGGGUCAGUUUUGGCACUCAGCCUGUGUGUUCUUUCAGAGACAGUGUAGAACUGGCAAAAAGAAAAAAGAAAAGUGCAGAAAAUGAAAAAUAUAAUAGAAAGCUAAGAUGGUGUGAUCAAAUUAACCAGAUAGUAGAAAAUAAUGAAAAAUGCUAUGAACAAAACACCAGUGAAAUAUCUUAUUCACAGCUGCAAUAUAUUCAAACUACAGAUAAUGUUCCUAAGACUAAUUUAAGUAUUAUUACUCAACAUUCAAGCCCCAUGCUCAUAAAAAAUAAUCAGGAAAACCCUCAUAUGUUAAAACCAAAUGUUAAUACUGAAGAAUCAAAUAAAGAAUGCCUGUCUCUGAAUAUAUUUAAGUCUUCUAGAUUUCCUUCUGCCAAAAAAGCUUGGGUGGUCUCUGAAGAUGAAGAAAGUAAAUCUCCAGCAAGUAGCAAUAAUUCUAAAGUUAAUGAAGUCAAGACAAAAAUAAAUAGAAGACCAAGAUCUGUAAAAGCCCAGCCAAGUGUAAUGCUCAAGAAGAGAAUAGGUGCUAUAACCCAACCCCAGAUGCCCACUGAAGCCACUCUAAAAUCUCCAGGGAAAUUCUUAGCACCUCACCCACCACCCACACCUCCUUCAGGAAACAGAGGUGACAAAAGCAGAGCCAGGCCUGGGUGUCAGCCACUGCUGCCUUCAAGUCUUCAAGCUACCACUGUGAGCAGGACUGAUGUAAAUGAAAGCCCUGGUUUGGCAGCAGAUUGGGUUUUUAAUAGAAAUGGUACAGAAAACAACAGUGAGAGUAUUACUUGCCAUUCAGUCUUUGCCACUGCAAGGCCUACACUUGGCUGCAGCACGGCCAAGUAUGAACCUUGGGAAAAAAAUAUUUGUUCUGUAAACGGUGUUCAGAGAAGUGGCUGUGGAGCUGAUUCAGUAGCCUGCAUUGACAGAAGAGCUGCUAAGGCAGAACACAGAUUACAGCUCCAUCACAGCCCAACAGCUGGAAAAACAAAUACCUUGUGGCCAGCAGCUCAUACUGCCCGAGCUCCAAAAGAUUCUGCUACUGGUGUUGUUCAUGUUACAAGACAAAAGCAGGUUUUUGAUAACAGGGAAAAUGAACACAUCUCAGAACAGAGAAGGCAAAUUGUAGUCUCUAAAAGAUGGAAGCCUGCUCAUCAUGCACAGAGUAUGUUACGUGCUGUCCAGCUGAGUCCUGUUCAAUCUGCGUUUGAUCCCGUACAAAGCAUGAGUAACACCUAUAACUCUGAUGAAGUUUCAGAAAGCACUGCUCAGUUUCUUAUGGCAGAAAAACUAGCAAGUACAGCAGCUGCAGAGGAUGAAAUCCUGGCAGCUAUGGAGAGAGUGCAACCAGCCUGCCAGCUCCCCCUGCCCUCCAGGGCUCCAGGGCUACCCAGGAGUGCACUUUCAAUAGAAGAACAGAAGAUCUUCCAGUAUCUUGAUCACCUCAACCAAAGGCUACAAAAUGUUCAAGAAGCCAUUACCAGAAACCCAGCUGCUUCAGAUGUUUUGCAGAUAAUCACCCCUUUAAGUAUUCAGCAGUGUGUAUCCUCACCUUUGGGGAAACAGUACAGUUGCCUCCCACCUGCACCAGAAUGCCUCAGCUAAAAAGCCUUUGCAGUUGUACAGGAGAUACUGACAUUAUCUGCUCCAGGAUAUUACAGCCUUAUGACUUUACAAGUAAUGUGUCUACCACUUGACACUAUAAAAUCAGCAACAAACUAAAGAUUAAAGCAAUAGCUCAAACAAUUAAUG
Molecule: messenger RNA, 3507 nt
Organism: Calypte anna (Anna's hummingbird)
Lineage: Eukaryota; Metazoa; Chordata; Aves; Apodiformes; Trochilidae
Gene: CEP126
Product: centrosomal protein 126
Exons: 11
Coding region: 1-3360 (1119 amino acids)
Biological process (GO): non-motile cilium assembly; cytoplasmic microtubule organization; mitotic spindle organization
Cellular component (GO): midbody; centrosome; ciliary base
Source: RefSeq, a predicted model, not a curated record